GAUCACAGAUCUGUUCCAGUAACGAUCUCCUCACACAAGAAAAACGCUGUUACAACCAGCUCCUGAAAUUCAGCAUCACUUCAGAGAGAAUCUCUCGAGUUUGCACUGCAGCAGCAUCUACGCAAUAAAGUUAAUUACACAGGUCAGUUUGAGGAGCGGUCUGACAUGAUGAGGUUUCUGAUCUCAUUGUGUGUGCCUCUUCUGCUACUGGUUAACGGUGAAAUAAUCAAUGGACAAACAUCAGUAGCACCUACAACUUCCAGCUCUGAUCCAUGCUAUAAUUACACAAUCAUUAAUGACUUCUGGAGAGAUGUUCGCCAGAACCAGUACUAUUCAAAUAACGACAAUCUUGUUGACUGGAAUGGCUGGUACCGCUUCUAUCUAAAUGGUGCAAGUGCUCAAAUGUCCGAGUGGUGUGUGAGUUAUGCAGGAUGUGGAGGUGAAACUGCACUGUUUCUCUCUGGUUCUCAUCCAAAACUUGAGGAUGUAGUGGUGACCCGAGCAGUCUCGGGAAAUUAUCAGUGGAACUACUACAGCCAGUGCGGCAACCAACAACUCAGCCCCAUUCAAGUUAAAGCUUGUCCUGGACAUUAUUACAUCUAUAAACUCGUCAAACCCGACAUGUCAGUUACCAGACCUUCAUACUGUGCAGUUACUUUUAACAACACCGUCAGUGAUCCUUGUUACAACUAUGAAUCUCUGGAUCGUCCCUGGAGAGCCUCAAAUGAAAGUGGAUUCUAUGUUUGUGAUGAAUCCUUCUCCUGGAAUGGCUGGCACCGGCUUUUCUACAAUGGGAUGAACAUCAGAAUGCCAGAGAGCUGUGUUAAUUAUGGCAGGUGUAACACAUACUUCAGUCUGUGGCUCAAUGGUCCUCACCCUCACAUUCAGGAUGGAGUGGUGACCCGGGAGAUCUGUGCGUCCAGUUGGAUGGGCUGCUGUAAUAUGAAGUCCACACCAAUUAGAGUUAAAGCUUGUCCAGGCGAUUAUUAUGUCUAUGAAUUUGUGAAGCCACCAUAUGGGUGUUCAGGAUACUGCACAGAUGUUGGCACUACAUCCAGUGUGACUUCCACCACAACUCCAGCUGUUUUUACCGGAUCUUACAUGACUACAUCUGCCUAUGACCCAUGUUAUAAGUACAACAUUUUGGAUGAUGACUACAGAAGUGUGCGCAGUUUCACCUAUAUGUAUAGUCAUGAUGACACACGUGUUGAAUGGGACGGCUGGUAUCGACACCUUGUCAACGGAUCCAGUGCUCAGAUGCCUGAGUGGUGUUUCUCUUACAUGUCAUGUGGAGGCUUCAGUUCUCUGUGGCUCGUUGGUUCUCAUCCUUAUUUAUAUGAUGGCAUUGUUACUCGUGAAGUCUACGGCUCUGUUGACAACCGGUGUAGAUUCUACACAUCCAAUCCAAUCCAGGUCAAAGCUUGUCCUGGAAAUUAUUACGUCUACAAAUUCAUACGGCCAAAGUUAUCAAUCAUAAUGCCUGUAUAUUGUACAGUUGCUUUUGCCAACAUCACCAAUGAUCCUUGUUACAACUAUGAAUCUCUCGACCGUCCCUGGAGAGCCUCAAAUGAUAGUGGAUUGCACAUCUGUGAUGGAUACUCUUCAUGGACUGGCUGGUAUCGGCUUUUCUACAAUGGGAUGAACAUCAGAAUGCCGGAGAGCUGUGUUAGUCCGGGCACCUGUAACACAUAUUUUAGUCUGUGGCUCAAUGGUCCUCACCCUCACAUUCAGGAUGGAGUGGUGACCCGGGAGAUCUGUGCAAGGAGUCAGUGGGGUGGCUGCUGUGACCUUACGUCCCAUCCCAUCAGAGUCAAAGCCUGUCCUGGCGAUUAUUACGUCUAUGAAUUUGUGAAGCCACAACCAUAUACGGAUUCAGGGUACUGCACAGAUAUCAACACAUUGUCUGAAUUUAUUUAUUCUACAAGUCCAGCUCUGGUUAAUGAAUCCAGCCUCACCUUGUCUGCCAUCAGCUCCGAUCCAUGCAAUGAUUACAACAUUCUUGAGCAGCACUGGAGAAGUACAUUCAAUUACUGGAAUUGGAAUGGAUAUGAUGACACACGUGUUAAAUGGGACGGCUGGUAUCGACUUUUUAUCAACGGAUCAAGUGCUCAGAUGCCUGAGUGGUGUUUCUCUUAUAUGACAUGUGGAGGCUUCAGUUCUCUGUGGCUCGGUGGCCCUCAUCCCAAAAUACACGAUGGCUUUGUUACUCGUGAAGUUUACGGUACUCAGUAUGUCCAGUGCAGUUACUACAGAUCCAAACCGAUUCAAGUCAAAGCUUGUCCUGGAAAUUAUCAUGUCUACAAACUGCCAAGGCCAAAACUGUCAAUUCCACAUCCUGUAUAUUGUGCAGUUCCUUUCAGCUCUCCAAAUAUUGACCCCUGCUACAGCUACACCAGUCUGGAUGAGCCCUGGAGAGCCAGCAACUCUUCAUAUAUCUCAUAUACAUGUGAUUAUAAUGUGACCGGGUGGCACAGGCUUUUCUACAGUGGACUAAAUGCUCAGAUGCCUGAGUCAUGUGUUGGUUAUGGCAUGUGUGGAUCCUAUAUCCCACUGUGGCUCAAUGGUUCUCAUCCACAGCUGGAAGAUGGAGUGGUCACCCGGGAAGUCUGUAUGUCCUUAUGGCAUGACUGUUGUGCUUACAAAUCUCAUCCCAUACGAGUCAAAGCUUGUCCUGGAAAUUACUAUGUUUAUCAGUUUGUCAUCCCAAUGUACUGUGGUACUUACUGUACAGAUCACACAAGGUUUCAUACCUCAUCACCAUCUUCCGUGACAUACCCUGCUACGAGAGACCCGUGCUCAGAUCUCAACUGUACUGAGAAUGAGUGGUGUGGAGAACAUAAUGGUGUUUACGGCUGUUUCUGUAAUCAGACCCAACCCACAUCUAACCCUGACACUUUUGAUGCCUAUGAGAUGUGUGAAAGCAGCUCCGGGUUCAUGUCUCUGUCUCGCUGUCAGCUCUUUGAAGCUGGUUUUUCUGCUGAUGUCUUACACCUGAAUGACCCCAGCUGUAGAGGAACAGUCCAGAAUGAAAGAGUAGAGUUCAGAUUUGACAAUAAUGGCAGCAUCUGUGGCACAGGUCUUGUGGCCAAUGGCACACACAUCAUCUAUGAGAACUUCAUCUUCGGGCAGCAGGGAUCAGCUGGAGGCGUCAUCAGCAGAAAGAAAUUUCUGAAGCUCCGUUUCAACUGCGUUUAUCACCAAACCCAGUCAGUCUCCAUGGACAUCAACCCUCUGGAGAGCAUUGUGCACAGAAACAUUCAAGGUCUGGGGACGUAUCGGGUCAGGAUGCUUUCAUAUCAGGAUGCUCAAUUCUCCAAGCCGUUCACUGGUAGUGUGAGUGUCGAGGUGGACCAGAAGAUUUUUGUAGAAGUGCGUGUUGAUGGAGUUGACGAUCGUCAGUUUGCUUCAGUGAUUGACACAUGUUGGGCUACACCUGUGAAUGAUCCUCAGUCAUUUCUCCGCUGGGAUCUCAUCGUUGAUGAAUGUCCUAAUCCAAAUGAUAACACAGUGGAGCUUCUUCAGAACGGCGUCUCCACAUCCAGUCGUUUCUCCUUCAGGAUGUUCAUCUUCACUGCAAACUCCACGAAGGUUUACCUGCACUGCAAAAUUCACCUUUGUCUCCUGACCAACAAUACCUGCUCAUCUCAAUGUCAGUCUGGACAGCAUCUGAGAGUGGGCAGAUCUCUGGAUUUUCACGACACUGCCUCCAUUUCUAUGGGUCCACUGGUCUGGUCUAAAGGAAACUCAGAUAUUUUGGCCCCAGAACCAGUGAAGGUGUCUAGGGCCGCAGCUCUCUGUGUCUCCUUGAUGUUUUUGUUUGUUUUGGUCUUGAGUGCUUACAUCGUCUUCUAAAUAGAUUUACACAAACGAUGACCUCACAUUUUAAAAGAUGUGUAUACAUACAUUUUGGUUAUGCGUAUGUUGUCUUGAUUGACAAAUAAAUCACUGGCUUUAAACUUAAAAAUGAAAUAUGAAUGUGUGAUGGGACCUUUAUUUAAUGGUAUUAAGCUUUACUGUGUGUUCUGAUUUUUAGCAUGGUGAUAUAAGAUUACAUUUUAAUGGUAUGUCUAACUUCCAACUUGCUAUAUUAAGUCAAUGUAAGAUUAAAGAGAUUCCUGUUAUUAA
Triplophysa rosa is the source of this 4125-nucleotide messenger RNA. RefSeq lists its product as uncharacterized. Lineage: Eukaryota; Metazoa; Chordata; Actinopteri; Cypriniformes; Nemacheilidae. The transcript is spliced from 19 exons. The record is from RefSeq and is a predicted model, not a curated record. Bases 166 to 3852 code for a protein of 1228 amino acids.